UGGAGGGUUCUGCUGGCAGAGGAACAGCAGAUGGGGACAGCCACAGAGACCUCUGCAAUAGCUGCAGGUUUGCCCAGUCUGUUUCCAGCGAUGGGAGACUCUGCAAACACGAGCAGUGUUGGUAACACCAGUGGAGCACCCUCCUCUGCACAGUGUCCCCGUGACACCACCAUCACCCACCUGCUCUUCCCCGCGCUGUACACGCUCAUCUUCCUCCUGGGGCUUGUGCUCAACAGCCUGGCUUGCUGGGCUUUCUUCCACAUUCCAAGCACAUCAACUUUCAUUGUCUACUUGAAAAAUAUCUUAGUUUCCGAUUUUAUAAUGACCCUAAUGCUUCCUCUGAAGAUCCUGACAGACUCUGGCCUGGGACUGUGGCAACUCAAAGCCUUUGUCUGUCGCUUCUCAGCCAUAAUAUUCUAUGACACCAUGUACAUCAGCAUAGUGCUACUCGGGCUCAUUGCUUUCGACAGAUUUCUCAAGAUUGUGAGACCUUUUGGGAAGUUCUGGGUGCAAAAUCUGACCUCAGCAAAGAUCCUGGCCAGUCUGGUCUGGCUCUUCUUCCUUGUUCUCUCUCUGCCCAACAUGAUCCUGUCCAACAAGACAGCGACGCCUCAGUCUGUGAGGAAGUGUGCCUCCUUGAAGAGUUACCUCGGACUCAAAUGGCACGAAGCCAUCAACUACAUCUGUCAGUUCAUCUUCUGGACUGUCCUCAUCCUCAUGUUGCUAUUUUAUAUAAUUAUUGCCAAAAAGGUAUAUGAGUCUUACAUAAAAACACAGAAGAAAGGCAACAGAACUGAAAAACGGAUCAAGGGGAAAGUAUUCAUCAUUUUCACCGUGUUCUUCUUAUGCUUUGCCCCCUUCCACUUCAGCAGGGUCCCCUACACUCUGAGCCAAACGAGUGCCCACAUGGACUGCCGCCUGCAGAACCAGCUCUUCAUGGCCAAGGAGAGCACACUGUGGCUGGCAGCCACCAACGUCUGCAUGGACCCCCUGAUCUACAUGAUCCUGUGCAAGCCUUUUGUGAAGAAGGUGUUGUACAGGAGGGUAAAAGCUCUUCAGAGAACAGUCCAGACAAACCCAAACACUGAACUGGACACACGAGUGUCUCCUACUGAGUCUUGAUCCUUCAACAGCACACUCUACUCUGCAUGUUCAUAGAGAACUUGAAAAAUAGUUUGGUUUACUUCUGCUGAAUAACACAAAAGGGUGUUUGCCGAGUCAUAUUAACACUCAAUAAAUGCAGCAAAAUGGA
Messenger RNA from Pseudopodoces humilis (Tibetan ground-tit), 1252 nucleotides. RefSeq names its product purinergic receptor P2Y13 (gene P2RY13). Gene Ontology annotation, cellular component: membrane. Lineage: Eukaryota; Metazoa; Chordata; Aves; Passeriformes; Paridae. The record is from RefSeq and is a predicted model, not a curated record. Gene Ontology annotation, molecular function: G protein-coupled purinergic nucleotide receptor activity. Gene Ontology annotation, biological process: negative regulation of adenylate cyclase activity; G protein-coupled receptor signaling pathway.